GGAGAAGUCAAAAAACCUGAUCCUCACUGUGCUCGCCGGCCUGUCCAGGUGUGGAUGUUCAGAUAUUUUAUACUUUAUACCCACCUGGUACCUCAUCUGUCGGACCUGUGUUAUGGCGUGUUAUAUGUUUUGUUCAGCGCUUCUGUUCCUGUGUGACUGACUGACGGCGAGCUGCUGGAACAGAGAGUUUCCCCUCAGGAUCAAUAAAGUGUUUCUGACUCUGAGCGUCCUCUUCACUUCCUGCUGCCGCCCGAGCUGCAACACACGAUCUCUGUUCCUAAACUACGAACAACGUGGGAAACACGCUGAACUGAACGUGACCUGGAUCCGGUGAACCGGAUCUGGUGAUCUUCUCCUCGUGACUCUGCUUUAACAACAUCUGAACACGAUGUGUUUUAUUCUUUUCUAUCUUUGUUAAAAAGAUCGACUCCUAACAAAUGCGAUUCUGUCUCUGUUGCUAGGCGACCUCAGGCAGUCCACACUGAGCUGUAACCUGAUAGGCUGACACCAGCGGCCAAUGGAAACCUGAGAGCAGCUCCACUUUCUAUUGGCUGAUCAGGUUACAGCUCAGAUUAUUUAUCAAUAAACUUUAAAAAAUAUCAUUUUAUUAUAAGUUAUACUGUGUAUUAAAUGUAUUAUUUCCAGUUAUUGAUAGGUUAUUGAUUUACGUUCUGCCACUUUUUUAAACAGAUAUUAAUGUUCAUAAUUUGGUGUUUAAACCAUUGUUUUUGUUAUUUUAGAUGAUGUUUUUGUUGUAUUUUUGUGUGUUUGAACGUUUGUACAUUUAGUUUUUGUAUAUUUGAGUUUUGUUUCUUUUAUAUUUUGUGUCUGACUGGAUUCGUAUGAAAAUAUUUAAUAUUUUAAAGUUUAGAAAGACACAUUAAAUAUGAUGAGUGAAAAUGAUUCAUGCUGGUUUAUGUAAUAACGUGUUUAUGUACAGUAUAAAUAAUAACUGUUUAAUGAUAAAGAGAUAUUCAGUCCGUCUGCUGUCGGCCGAGCGAGGCUGAAUUAUUGAUGAAGUGACUCUCUCUCUUUCUCGCCGUCUGAAGCAGAAAGAACGACGAGAACGAACAAGAAGAGGGAACGAAGAGGAGCGACAGAACGACAAGAUGGAGAAGAAGAGAUGAAAGAAAAGGAGAGGAAAUGAAGAGGUGAGGAAAAACAAAAAGAAAAGACAAACAACUGAGAGGAGAAAACCAACAAAGAAGAAGAAAGAAAAACAAGAGGAAGAAUAAACAACAAAAGAAGAAGACAACAAAACUCAACCGGAAUAAAAGAAGAACUGGAGGAAAUGACGGAGUGAAAGACGAAGAGCGGAAGACAGAGAGAACGAGACAAAGUGAACACAACAAAAGAAAAGAGGAUGAGCGGAGAGAGAAAACUGGAAUAAAAGUCAGAGGAAGAAAAACUGGAGGACAAAAAGAAAGAAGAAGAGAGGAGGAAGGAGAAGUGUAAACAACAAUAAACAAGAAGAAGAAGAAGAGAAGGAAUAAAAAGGAGGAAGAUGUGAUGUGAAGAUACAGGAAGAAGAAUAUCCAGAACAAGAUGUCGGACGACAGACAAAAAGAAGAAGAGGAGGAGGAGGAGGAAGUGACCUGUCAGCCCCUCCCCCCUGCCCCCUCCUCUGUUGCCGUGGAGACGAUGAUGUCACUGAGGAGGCAGGACCUGGUCUGCAUCGUGUGCUUCGGCAGCUACGACCUGGCGACGCGGUUGCCGCGGCGACUCCACUGUGGCCACGCCUUCUGCCAGGCGUGUCUGAAGAGACUGGACACCGUCAUCAACGAACAGGUGUGGAUCCCGUGUCCUCAGUGUCGACAGAACACGCCUCGGCCCAGAGGAGGAGCGACAGGUCUGGACCUGGACUUGGCCUCCUUCCUGGGAGUGAAGGCCCAGCAGACCUGCACCUCCUCCUGCUCCCUGUCCUCCCGGAGCUCCGGCCGCAGGGAGGGGGCUCCGGCUGCAGAUGCGGCCCAGGACGGGAAACUGUGGCUGGGGAAGGAGGUAACCGAUGACGGUUGGUCACACGGAGGUCUGGCUGAGCCGCGCUUCCAUCGCUACGGCAACUGUUGCCCACUGCCGUCCUAUUGGCUGUGCUGCUGGUUCUGCUGCCCGGGGCGGGGCUAGGACCGACCAAUGGGUGUCCUGACUUUAGUUCUCCCUUCGGGUUGGUAAAAUUAUUCUGAUCUGACUGACGAUGUACAAACUUUACGAUAUACAAAUAUAAUAAACAUGUAAUGUGUUAUUGA
Messenger RNA from Siniperca chuatsi (mandarin fish), 2246 nucleotides. It is a transcript of the gene rnf224, whose product is annotated as ring finger protein 224. Bases 1546 to 2124 code for a protein of 192 amino acids. The record is from RefSeq and is a predicted model, not a curated record. NCBI's taxonomy places the organism in Eukaryota, Metazoa, Chordata, Actinopteri, Centrarchiformes, Sinipercidae. The transcript is spliced from 3 exons.